Coccomyxa subellipsoidea C-169 is the source of this 1890-nucleotide messenger RNA. RefSeq names its product half-size ABC transporter. Gene Ontology annotation, molecular function: ATP binding; ATP hydrolysis activity; ABC-type transporter activity. Lineage: Eukaryota; Viridiplantae; Chlorophyta; Trebouxiophyceae; Coccomyxaceae. Gene Ontology annotation, biological process: transmembrane transport. The transcript is spliced from 12 exons. Gene Ontology annotation, cellular component: membrane. The record is from RefSeq and is a predicted model, not a curated record. The coding region runs from base 1 to 1890 and encodes 629 amino acids.
AUGUACGUCUGGCCGCAAACUCCGCUGCUGCAGCUGCGCGCUGGCGUGUGCGUGCUGGCGGUGGCGCUGAUGCGGCUGCUGAAUCUUGCGGUGCCCAUCCUGUACCGAGACGUGGUCAAUGCCAUGUCUGAUGCCAGCAGCGCUGCCCACCCCAGGGGUAGCGAGACUCCCCAGUCCACUCCCUUCUGGCAGAUCUUCUACCCCUUUGUGCUGCUGUACAUGGUGGCAGCCUUUUUCCAGGGCGGCGCUGGCACAGGUUCCUCAGGCCUGCUAAACAACCUGCGCUCAUUGCUGGAGCAAUAUUGUUUGUGUGGUGUGCGCAGGUCGAUCAGCGUGGACAUGUUUGCCAAGACCAUGGACCUGGACCUGAGGUGGCACCUCAUGCGCAAAACGGGGGAGGUAACACGCAUCAUGGACCGAGGAACUUCUGCCAUCCAGAACGUCCUGUCCACAGUGUUGUUCAACAUUGUCCCGCAGCUGUUUGACAUCGUGGCGGCGUGCAUCUUCAUCUCCGCCGCGCUGCAGCCCUGGAUUGCAGUCAUCGUGUUCAUCACCCUGGGCUCCUACAUCCCAGUCACCAUCGUCCUCACUGAGUGGCGCGUUAAGUACCGCAGGCAAAUGAACAAGUACGAUAACGCGAGGGGUGCAAGGGUGACGGAUGCGCUGCUGAACUACGAGACGGUCAAGUGCUUCAACAACGAGGAGCUGGAGAGGCAGAGGCUGGAGCAGGCCAUCAUCGAUUACCAGAACGUGGAGUACAAGCUCAUGGCCUCCCUCAAUGGCCUGAAUGUCCUCCAGUCUAUCAUCAUCUUCUCUGGCCUCAUUGCUGGACUCGUUGUCUGCACAAAGGGAGUGGCGGAUGGGCUGCUGACAGUGGGCGACGCAGUGCUGUUCAUAACGCUGAUGCAGCAGCUGUACGCGCCGCUCAACUACUUUGGCAGCUACUACCGCGCCAUCCAGCAGCAGCUCAUCGACAUGGAGAACUGCUUCGACCUGCUAGCCACCUCAGCUUCCCUGACAGACAAGCCUGGAGCAAAGGACUUGGUGGCCUCCAAGUGUAGCGUGGAAUUUGACAAUGUUUCAUUUGCCUAUUACGUCGACUCCCCAGUCGUGAAGAGCAUCUCCUUCUUCUGCCCAGGCGGCCAAACGCUCGCACUUGUCGGCGCCACAGGCAGCGGAAAAUCCAGCGCGCUGCGGCUGCUGUUCCGAUUCUACGACCCCACCUCGGGGGUGAUCAAGGUUGAUGGGCAGGACAUAAGCGAGGUUACCCAGGCGUCCCUGCGCGCCAACAUGGCAGUCGUGCCCCAAGACACCGUCCUCUUCAACGACUCCAUCCUGCACAACAUCCGGUAUGGGCGGCCGGGCGCGACGGAUGAGGAAGUAUUUGAGGCGGCAGAGGCGGCCUCCAUCCAUGAAAGCAUCUCCACGCGAUUCCCCCAGGGCUACGCGACUGUGGUGGGAGAGCGCGGCCUGCGCCUCAGUGGCGGCGAGAAGCAGCGGGUGGCGUUUGCGCGUGCCAUCCUGAAGAACCCCAGGAUCCUGCUGCUGGAUGAGGCCACCAGCUCCCUUGACAGCCUGACAGAGCAACGGAUACAGGAGGCGCUGGCUGCAAAGCGGAGCGGCCGCACAACGAUCAUUGUGGCGCACCGGCUGAGCACUAUAAUGGACGCCGACGUCAUCAUUUUGAAGUUUGGUGUGCAGGAGGGGGAUAUAGUGGAGAGGGGUACACAUUCACAGCUGGUGCAGUUGGGAGGUCUCUAUGCAGAGAUGUGGACAAGGCAAGCAGAGGCGGCUGUAGUGGAGGAGAUAGGAGCAGGGGAUGACACGUCCAAUGGGGAAGUGAGCGAAGUGAGCGCAGCAAAUGGCAGCAGCAACAGCUUGCACCACUAG